AUGAGUGAUAAUCUUCAAUCUAAUUAGAUUAACAUAUUUAGCAAUAUGCAGAGAGGAUCAAUUUUAGCAUAGUAAUUACCUUCGUUUACAGCAAUAAAUACUCCUAAAGGAUUAAGUGGGUCUAAGCCUAGACAAUAUUCUAUAGUUUUUACUCUUCCAUAAUCUGGAAAGUAGGCUUAAAUACGUAUUGAUAGUCCUCGCACAUAAUUAGCUAUGAAAUAAUUAGGUAUACUACCAUCAAGUCUCCAAUAAAAGCAGUUAGAUGACUUUAAAGGCCCUAAUGUAACUGAAAAAAUUCAAUAGCUUAGAUACGAGCACCAUCAAGAAAGACUUAUUUAGGAUUAUAUUAGCAUAAUGAGAUAGAGAAAAGAGAUAAUGAAAAGAGAAAGAGAAUAGGCGCUAAAACUUAAUGAGUCAAUUACAUCAAACAAUAAUAAUAACAACUUUUUUGCAAAGUAAAGAUAACCAAAUAAAGAAUCCCAAAAUCAAUCAGUUGCAUCUACAAAAGCUAAUACAGCUAUCUCUGGAGCUAGGCAAGACAGAUAACAAUUUUUUCUUUAACCUCAUAUUUCAUCUGGAUAAAAUAAAGAUAUUCCACUACAAAAAAUAACAAGUUUUGGCAACACUAACAAUAGAACUUCUAAAGAUAAUCUUAAUAUCACUUCAGCAAACAAUAUAAAUUUUAAAAGUUUUUACUAAAAACCUACUCUUCAUUAUCGUUCUUUUAGUGAGUAUAAAGUGGAUCCUUUACAUAUGUCAUAGCUGUUUGAUAAGACAGUUAAGUAUUUAAGAUCAAGUCAUGAAACACCUGAAGUAUAAGAAGGAAGUAUUGUUUUAAAUAAUAAUGGAGAUGAAGUGAGUUAAGAUUUUGACCCUUUUGAAAGCUAAAUGGAGAAAGAAAUCAAUAGAUUUAAUAAGUUAAAACUCUAAAAAUAGAAAGAAGCAAAGUUUAUAUAUCUGGAUGACUUAAAAAGAUAAAAAAUGAUUGAGGAAAUGGCAGAAAGAGAGAAGAAAAUGACUGAAUUUAAAAUAAGAGAAGAAAUAAAAAAGUAAUAGAAAAAAGAAAAAGAUAGAGAGAGAGCACUUGAAAAGCUUGAGUAAAUCAGGUCUCUCAAUAAGGCUCAAGAGGAUGAAAAAUUUAAACAAAAAUAAGAAGUGAUGAAAAGGCUUGAGGAAAUUAAGCAGAAAUAGAACGAGUAGAGUGUUUAAAAUGAACAAGAAUAAGAGCAGAAAAGGAGAAAAAGAAGAGAGAGAAAUGAAAAGAUUUCAAGAGCAAAAUCAGAAUGUUAAAUGAGAGACCUGAAGGAAAGUUAAAAGCAAUAUAAAUAGCUUUUGAAUAAAAUGAUGAUAUCAGAAGAAUAAUAUAAACAGAAAAUAUAAGAAAAGUAGUAGAAAAUGAAAGAACGACUAUCUUAAGAAGAAAUGAGAUUAGAUAAUUUUAUUUAAACAUAAAAAUAUAAAGAAAAAUUGAAUUUCUCAUAGUUUGUUGAGAAACUUUAAGACAAAGACUAGAAGCAUAAACAAAAUAUGGAAAAACAAAUAAGAAUGGAUAUCUCUCUUUAGUAGCUUAAAAAGGAAAAAGAGGAAAGACUUAAAGAAAAUUAACUCGGUGUUUAUCGAGAAAACUAAUAAAAAAAAAUAUAACUUAAUAAUAAAUUCAAAUAGAUCGAAGAAAAUAGGAUAAAAAAAUAACAAGAAAUCGAAGAAACGUGCAAACUUAAAUAGGAGUUAAGAAACUUGAAGCUAGAUUACAUUCAUGAAAACUUUGAUAGACAGCAUAGAAUAAAUGAUUACAAGCUUGAGCAAAUGCUAGAAAAGGAAAAAUAGCACUAAGAUAAUAUAGCUGCAAUAAGAAAUUAAAGAGAAUUAAUUUAGCAAGCAAAAAAAGAAGUAUAUAGUUAGUACAAAUUGGAAGGAGACAGAAUUAACGAAGGAAUAAAGAUAAUCUAAGAUAACUUAUUCCCGACUUAAAUUACACCAGUCCCUAAGAAUCAUGCUAAAAAAGGAAUUAAGGUUUUGUCAAAAAUAUUUAAAUAAGAAUAAGAAGAAUAAAUAGAAUUACAGUAAAGACUAUUUCCUCAAAAAAACAGUCCAUCACAAUAAAAUAACAUCAAUAACAACAACAGUAAUAUUAACAAUAGCAUGGGAUCAUAAAUUAACAUUAGGGACUGA
Messenger RNA from Tetrahymena thermophila SB210, 2172 nucleotides. RefSeq lists its product as hypothetical. NCBI's taxonomy places the organism in Eukaryota, Ciliophora, Oligohymenophorea, Hymenostomatida, Tetrahymenidae. The record is from RefSeq and is a predicted model, not a curated record. The transcript is spliced from 10 exons.